This is a messenger RNA of Arabidopsis thaliana (thale cress), 714 nucleotides long. It is a transcript of the gene FKBP12, whose product is annotated as FK506-binding protein 12. The transcript is spliced from 5 exons. Lineage: Eukaryota; Viridiplantae; Streptophyta; Magnoliopsida; Brassicales; Brassicaceae. Gene Ontology annotation, molecular function: peptidyl-prolyl cis-trans isomerase activity. Gene Ontology annotation, cellular component: cytoplasm. The record is from RefSeq and is marked reviewed. The coding region runs from base 156 to 494 and encodes 112 amino acids.
CGAAUUGGGUUUUGGAUUAUUGUUAGGCCCAGAUAGGGUUUAGAUCAAACAGCAUGAUAAUUGAUAAAUAACAAAAUAUAUAGGCAAAAGCUACUCCGAGAUUCGAAGCUGCAAAGAACGCGAAACAGUGAGAGAGACAGAGAGAAGAUAUAGAGAUGGGUGUGGAGAAGCAAGUCAUCAGACCCGGCAACGGUCCCAAACCCGCUCCGGGCCAAACCGUCACCGUCCAUUGCACCGGAUUCGGGAAAGAUGGUGAUCUAUCCCAGAAGUUCUGGAGUACAAAGGACGAGGGACAAAAACCUUUCUCGUUCCAAAUCGGUAAAGGUGCUGUGAUCAAAGGAUGGGAUGAAGGCGUUAUCGGAAUGCAAAUUGGAGAGGUUGCUCGCUUGCGGUGCUCAUCGGAUUACGCAUAUGGCGCUGGUGGAUUUCCGGCAUGGGGGAUCCAGCCAAACUCUGUUCUCGACUUUGAAAUCGAAGUACUGAGCGUGCAGUAAUGAUCUCCCCAGCUCCUAAACUGUGGGUAGAUUAUUAAACAACCCUUUAUGUUUAUUGCUUCUGGGAUCUUUAUGCAACAAAACUUUGUGAUGUCAUUGCUCUUCUAAAACUCUUGGACAACGUUUUUAUCUAAAUAAAAGAAAAGACCCGUCUCGUGUUUCAGUUGGAAUGUUUGUACUAUAUUAUGAUAUUAUUCCCGUUUUUUUAUUUUGAUUAAAA